UCUCUGACAAUAUUAACCAAUCAUAAUGAGCUGUCGUGUCCAAGCGGGACUACGGCAAGCGACUUAGCCCUUAAAAGUUGUGACUAAUCGUCACAGCUGCCAACUAUUCCAACAACAUAACUGUCCGCGGAGCCAGGCGGAGAUACAGAUUAUUUUCAUGAUGAGGACUGGCAGGUCCAGGUUGCGGUGUGGGGCUCAGGUCCUGGUCCUGUCCUGCUGUGUGCUGUGUGUUCUGUCUCAGGUGGAUCAGCAGCCUCCUGUUGUAGAGAGUGCAGCUCAGAUAUCAGGCCACGCUCACGGCCGCCUGGAUAAAAACAUGGUCCAGGACAAAGACCACAUCAUGGAGCACCUGGAGGGAGUGAUAGACAAACCAGAGAAAGACAUGACACCCCAGGAGCUGCAGCUGCACUAUUUCAAGAUGCACGAUUACGAUGGAAACAACCUCCUGGACGGGCUGGAGCUCGCUACAGCCAUCACACACGUACACAGAGAGGAGAGAGGAGAGAACAGCCAGCCGAUGAAGGAGGAGGACCUCAUUACUCUCAUCGAUGAUGUUCUGAGGGACGAUGACAAAAACAAUGACGGGUAUAUAGAUUAUGCAGAGUUUGCCAAAUCACUGGAGUAAGACUGUCGCCACGUUUCUUCACGUCCACAACGAGAGACAGAGGAGACGUCACACUGAGACGCUGCUUCACAGUCAGAGAUCAUCAUUCAGUCAUUCUGUCUGUCACAGGCGAUCGACCACACACUGGUCAGUUCCUCUCUCAGCCUGUGACAGAAAAAGAAAAGCCAGUCAUUUAAAAAACAAACACAAGACCUGUUCACUCACAAACAUUCCUGCAUCUCCUCGUCUCCUCGUCUCCUCGUCUCCUCGUCUCCUCGUCUGAAGGAGCAGUUCAAACGUCACUACAUCUUUUUACAGUCGCUGUGGUUCAGAUCAAUACAGCUCAACAUUUUCUUUUUGUAGCAGUGAGGAGUGUUCAGAGCCCUUUAAACACACAGGAGCGCUGCAGUGUGUGUGUGUGUGCACUAACACACACUCCUACCUCCUCCUGUCGGUCAGAAGUGGCCUCGCUCAGCUGUUCCCAGGGCUUAUUGAUCAGUGUGAUCGAUCAGUGUGAGUCCUGAUGUGGAAGGAGACUCUGAUUCUGCACAAAGUUUCUGUGGUUUUUCUGUUUCAGCUCAGUCUGGACGACGUCAUGACGGCGUCUCCUCGUGUUCUUCAGGUCCUGCGAGUGUUUUUCAGAUUUCUUACCUGGGACUCAGAGGUGACGUCACUCUCUGUUCUGACCUCUGACCUCUGAUGUAAACAACAUUUUCUCAGACUGAGCUGAGUUUUCAUUUUCAACAAACUUAUUAACUCCAGACGUUCUGCAGAAUCAGUCAGAGUCUCCUCCUCAGGACACACACUGAUCAGACUGAUCAGACUGAUCAGACUGAUCAAUCAGUCUGAUCAGUCUGAUCAGCGUACAGAGUAGCAGCCUCUCUGACCUGAUGAGUUUUCCUGGACGUCCUCGUCCUGAAGUGAAUGUAAAGCUGAUUCUUCUUCACUGGAUAAACUGGACUCUGAAAGCACAGCACUGGUCGAUGUUUGUUCUAAAGCGACUCCUCUGCUUCACACAUCAGCUGCCUUUAAAACACAGACACGUCUGAGUGUUUGUUUGUUUGUAUGGAUGAAUCCUCUCUUUACCGUCCAGUGUUGAUUCUUCAGAACUGAAAGCUGAAGAUGAAACUGUCUGUGUGAGAUAUUAAACCUGAUCAUCUACA
Messenger RNA from Lates calcarifer (barramundi perch), 1767 nucleotides. RefSeq names its product multiple coagulation factor deficiency 2, ER cargo receptor complex subunit (gene mcfd2). The record is from RefSeq and is a predicted model, not a curated record. Gene Ontology annotation, molecular function: calcium ion binding. Bases 158 to 625 code for a protein of 155 amino acids. Lineage: Eukaryota; Metazoa; Chordata; Actinopteri; Centropomidae. The transcript is spliced from 4 exons.